Molecule: messenger RNA, 5975 nt
Organism: Vitrella brassicaformis
Lineage: Eukaryota; Vitrellaceae
Source: the annotation of a GenBank genome assembly
GCAUGCUUCAGGCUCGUCGUGCAUCAUCAUACCGUUUGAAUGACUGACAUGUGAGUGAGGGACAGCAGACGGUCCAAUCAAAAGCCAACCCCCACCAACACGUAGACGCCACACACCGCACACCGCACACGACAUUUCUAGGCAGGUUUCUUCGGUAUCCUCGGGUACUGCCCCCCUCCGCCCCGCCCUCCCGCUCCCUUCCUCCGCAGCACACUCGCCUUGAGCGACACGGCAUCCGUCACGGCAGAGAGCCGCUCGACGCCGGGGAGCUCUCGGAACUCGCGCGUGGCCGUGUCGUACCUGAAGAAGCGGUCGGCCAUGCCGUUCUCCAGAGUGGCGGGGCAGUUGAACCGAGCCAACACCUGCGGGGAGACAGAGACAGACAGACGGAUGGCUUCUUCCUUGUUUGGUUGAUGGAUCGUAUGUGUGUGUCUCACGCGUAUGAGUUGCUGUCCGUCGUAGGCGUAGAGUGCCCUGAAGUCGUGUCGCCCCAGUGAUCCGUUGAAGACUAUGACAAAGGCGUCGAAGCGCUUCAGCUCGCCAUCGAACUUCUGCAGCACCUCCUCACGCACAGGACGAUUCGGCUCACCUGACACGAGCCGGCCAAUGGAUCGCACAGAAAUCAUGACACACACACAACACACAUGACGCCCAUUCUUCUUCAUUUCUGGUUCGCUCACCUGCCAAGCACACGUUCUGCAGGGCGUUUCGUAUGAGCUUCCUGUUGCACGCCCGGCCAAUCGACACUGCUGGGGGUGGAGCAGGUGGUGCUGCCCGCCGACUCUCAGGUCCUUCCUCUCCCUCUCUCUCUGGAAAUGACUCCCGCUGCUGCUGCUGCUGCUGCUGCACACGCACAGGCGACACUGCUUGUGCCAUGGGUGGCACAGCUGAGAGAUGUGAAUGUGCCUCGCCAUCGUCCGGCCGCCCCAUCGCCCCUGCCCCCUUCAGAUGUAUGGCUGCGUAGCCACGCCUCUCGACCCAGAAGGGGUCUUCCACCACCGGCACUCCUGGGGAGUCGAUAGUGUGUGGACGCGGGAGGGGCGGGAGAGGCGGCAGAGAUGGCACGUGGUGCCGGAUUGGUGGAGGGCGCGUGUCUGGCAGGGGUCCUGACUCGGAUGCGGUGCGACGAUGGACCAGUCUGGGAAGCGCGACGGGCGGCUGGGGCUGGGGUGGUUCUUGUGGUGUGUCGGCUGAGGUCUUGUGCUGUCUGUAUUGGCGGCGCUUGAGGAACAGCUGCCGCUGCCGCGCACGCCGCCUCUCAAUACGCAACCUGAGCGAAGACAGAAGGAACACCUUUUGUGUGUGUGUGCGCCCGGCUGCGUGCCUGCCUCUGUCACACUCACUCACCUGUCCUCUGCCGUCAGGUCGUCCAUCAUGUCGACCUCGAUGACCACGCCACUGCUCGCCUUUGGCCCCUCCUGCCCCUGCCCUUUCCUCUCACCCUCACCCUCAACCCACGCCUCCCUCCGUCCAAUCGGCAGCCCCGCCCCCACCCACAUGUGCUCAUCGGGGACGGGGUCAGGAGCGGUCGACGCAACCGAAGUCUUGUCGUCAUCAACAUCGGCGCGAGCCGCCGCUUGGCCUCCGCGGUGCACGAUGCGCUCACGGAUGGGGCUGAUGAUGCGUCUGUCCACGUGAUGGGGUGCGGUAAAGGGCCUCUCGUAAAGGGUGGGGAUCGUUGGGGGCAUGAGGCCCAUGUCGUCAGAGAGGGGGAGAGGCAGCCGCGAGAAGCGGGUGAUGCGGCCCUCGUCUUGAAGCUCGUCGUCUUCCCUCUCGCCGUCGACGGACCAUUCCUCCUCCAUUGCUGGCACAUGAAUCGGGUAGCCCCCAGCGAUUCCCGCUCCAAGUGGAUAACGCUCGACAUGGCUGUUGAAAGGGGGGAUGUCCGCCGCUGCCGCAGCUGCCCGUGUGUGGGCCUCCUCACCGACCGGCCACACAUCGAAGGGCGCCUCGUCAAAGCCAACGGGGUCAGGGACAAGAGGCACGGCUGGCGGCACACGAGGUAGAGGUGGGACGGGCGGCCUGUCGUGAGGCAGAGAGAUGGAUGGCACCGGCACCGCACUGGCGGCCGGCGGCGGCCUUCUCUCCCUCUGACGCACCCCCUCCUUCCUGACGCUCCGCUUCUGGUUGGUUCCUGCCUGUGGUGGGUGCGGGUGGAUGGGCUCUCUCCUGACGAGCUGCACGCGCCUUUGCGAAGAGACUCGGUCUUCAUUGCCGACCCGCCUGUCGAUGUUGACCACAGUGCGCGUGGUGUCCGCCUUGGCAGCAUCCGCAGCUAAAGGGGGCUCGGCCGCAGCCUCUCUAUCGACAAUAGGUGGGGGCACCUUGAGGCUUGCAGGGUCGCCUAGCGCGGGCGUGCCGUCGUCCUCGACCGUGCCAGCCAUCCGCAAUGAACGGCCCCUGUCCCGAAUAAAGUCGAUGUGGGAUGGGCGGAUGGUGAGGCCGGCAGGGAGGGGGGGAGGAGGGGGGUUUGGUGGGGGAAAAGACGGGGACGAGCUGAAUGACGACACGCCAGGUGCGUCUGGACCAUCGGCUGUGAAUGGCGCGGCAGAGAGGGAGAACAAGGGCGGCCUUGCACCUGUAUCGUCGUCAGCAGCCGCCACAUCGUCACGCGUCUGAGACGAGACCUCCUCUCCACCGUCACCCGACGAGCCGGCGAGCUGGGAGGAGAGCAGCCCUCGUCGCUCCUCAUCGUCGCCAUGCAUUCCGUCGGCACCACUGGCCUCCUGCUGGGCAUCCACAAACGGCUCGAACUCGACACCGCCGUCCUCGUCACUGUCCUCGAAGAAAUCUCCUCCUUGCUCCUCACCAGCACCCUCUUUGCCGGUGUCUUGUGGUGCGGCUGACUCAGAAUCGAUUGCCUCCUCGUCUUCAUCGGCCAUCUGCUGCUCACCAUCGACAGCCCCGUCGUCUGCUUCGAUUGCCUCCUCGACCACGCCAGCGGUGUCUGGCUGCCCGGCGGCUGCCUCCAUCUGCGGACGGGCGGACUCUCCAUCCUGCCCGGGCCAAUCGACGGGAGGGCUGGACGGCGACUGGUCUCCUUGAUCGUCAACGGGUGGCUCAGACGGCUCCUCCAGAUCGAUGACAGCACCACGAGACGCAUCAUCAGCAUCCACAGGCUCCUCCUCGACGACGAUGGACUCCUCAAUCGCCUGCCCAUCCAGCUGGCUCUCCUGCCCAGCACCAUCGCCCUGGUCGUCAUCGGUGUCUUCGUGCGCCUCCUCCCACACGCCCUCGCCCUCCCCGUCGCCAUCGGGGGUGACGGGCAUCUCAGAAUUGGUGACCACAGCCACACCAGGGAUAAUUGAGUCGCACGAGUCGUAGUACCCCUCCUCGUUGCGAUCGUCGUUCUCCCCGCCGCUGCUGCUGAUGUCCUCCGCCGCACCAGCCUCCUUGCCAUCGUUAUCGCCAUCGCCAGGCCUUUCUGUGCCGUCUGCUUGGCUGUCUUCUUGUGGCGGUUCUGGUGUCUGGUCGACGAGGAGAGGUUGCAUGAGCAUCGGGGGCGGGGGCGGGAGGGAGCGGGGCAGCACGAAGGGCCGUGAGGGGGAGCAUGGCACCGCGUCACCGCUGAAGGUGGGAGUGUCCUCACCCUCUUCACCAUGCAACGGCUGCUGCUCGAGCCCCGGUCCCUUCUCAUCUUCUACAGAGGGGGUGUCUCUUGGCUGUGGCAUGGCUUCUGCUGUGUCGGCGGUGGCGAUGGCGAGAGUGUGGUCGUCCCCGUCAGACUCGACAGUUGGAUCCACUUGCUCCUGUGGCGGUUCAUCUGCCGUCUGCGCAUCGCUGUUCGUCCCCUCCACCUCAUCCAUCUCCUGCUCUUCAACAGCGUCAUCCCCCACAUCCUCUUCAAGCUCCUCCUGGACCACUGGUGGCUCCUCCAGUGGUGCAGCAUCGGGUGACGCCACUGCGGCAUCCUCGUCGUGCGUCACUUCUGUUGCUGCCGGCGACGGUGUGACAUGAAUGUCCUCGACCUGCUCUUGUUCAACAGAGGCGACGGCGUCGUCAUCCUCAACGCCGGCUCCUGCCAACGGCGCCUGGCCGACAGUCCACUCGCGCCGCUCACAGAUGGCGGCAUCAGCCGUCUCAAGGUCUGCUAGGGGCGGUGGAGGGCCCAGGGUGGCUUUGUCGUCGUCCUCCUGGAAAGAGGUCGACGGCUGCUGAGGCAGCUCAGACUCAGAGGCCACAGUGGGCAGCCGGCCCGUCGAGUGGCGGGGGUCGAUGGCGUCACGCCUCACCAAUGUGUCGCCAUGGUGGUCCUCCUUCCUGCCCUUGAGGAACGCCUGCAACUCCGCUAUGAUGGCCGUCACCUGUGGAUCGUCACCAUCCGCCGCGUGUGCGUGGGACCGGCUCAUGGGCAGCAGAGCCAUAUCGCCUCCAUCGCCAUUGUCAUCGUCUUCUCUGGCUUGUCUUGUCAGCUCGUUGGUGAGGGUGAGCUGAUGGAGGGGCGAGGGGGGCAUGGGACUGACGUACCUCCGCCGCAGGGCAGCUGCCUGUGCGGCCACCUGCUCACGCAUGGCGUCGGCAUUCACCUCCACUGUCCACAGCUCGUCGGCCCUCAGGUCAGCCAGAGAAGAGCAGAAACCGCCCCGAUCCUCCUCCACACGCAAUGCUGGCUCAGGCUCCACACGCACAGGCUGCUGGGGCCAACAAGUGUCCGAUGAAGCCGCCGCUGCCGCUGCCGUGUGCCAUGGCUCGGGAAUCAGCCCGUCGACCGACACCCCCAUUCCACCAUCGCUCUCAUCCGCACCAGCAAAGCGGGGCGUGUGCGGCCGCAUAGGUCCAUGGUGAGCACCAGUCGUCACACCAUCGUCUUCGCGCAGGAAGUGAAGCAGGGAGCUGAAUGAGGGCCGGUCUGGUGACACCGAAAGGCUGUCGGGCUCUGUCUGUGGCGUCGUGGGACGAACACGCGGCUGCGUCCGGUAGGAGAUGGGCGAGGAAGGUGACAAUGGCGACGUUGACUGGGGCAGGACAGGAGGGGCAGCAGAGAGGGGGCGGGGAGAUGCGGUGAGUGAAGUGCCCUGACAAACGACAUGACACGACACACAUCGAUGGCCAUAAACAGACGACAUAUGUGUGCAUCGAUUGAUGGCUGUCUCGUUCAGCCCAUCGCUCACCAUGACGCUGAGCGGCCGGUCGAGUGACUUGGUGACCCUGCUCUCAACUCCCGCCAUAACAUCCCUCCGCAGCAGUCGCCUCUCCCUGCUCUGACUCACAUACUUGUCCCGCCCCAGCCUCGCCUCGAAGGAAGAGGGGCCGCCACGGCCCCUCUGCGACACCAGGCCGGCAAUGGAUGACGCCCAUCUCGGCUGCUGCACGGCCGGGGGGACAUCUGGUGGUGGUACUGGAGGCUUGCCGAACGCGCGCACUAUGCGAUCGAGGCGCCUCACGGGCUCGGCGGAGUGGGAGGGGGGCGAGGGACGGGUGAGGCGGGUGCCUUCGAGAUGCUUCACUGGCGACCGCAGGGCUGCACACAUCCAUGCAGCAAGACGGUCAUGCUCGCUCACGAUUGUGUGUGCAUCAUCAGGUGGCUGGCUUACUGGCGUGCAUCCUGAGGAGGUCUUGAUCAAGCCUCUCUAUAGCCUCCUUCUCUGCCUGUAUCCGCCGCAGCUGCUGCGACACCCGACUACUGUCACUGCCCGAGGAACGAACAAAAAAGAGGAAGAGAGCAGAGAAUCCCAUGCACCCCCCUCAUUCCAGGCACGUGUGAAUCCGCUUUGCUGUCGACUUGCCUUUGCAGUGGCAUGGCGGUUGUGUGCGGUCGGGACAGAGAAAGGCCUUCAAUGGCAAGCCCUGCACACAAUCCAGGACAAUCCAGUCAAUGAAAUCAACGGCAGAGAGGCCAAGUUGAGCGCGAGAGGCGUGUCGGUCUUGUGUGCGCACCAGACGAGGAGACUCUGUGACUCAUUUCGUCUCAGUCUCAGGUUUCUCCAGCGGACAUCAAUGAGAUGUGUCCUCUAUGAAUGUGCUUUCCAUCCUCC